Zerene cesonia (dogface butterfly) is the source of this 3624-nucleotide messenger RNA. RefSeq lists its product as uncharacterized. The transcript is spliced from 20 exons. The record is from RefSeq and is a predicted model, not a curated record. Lineage: Eukaryota; Metazoa; Arthropoda; Insecta; Lepidoptera; Pieridae. Gene Ontology annotation, cellular component: cell periphery. Bases 304 to 3510 code for a protein of 1068 amino acids.
GGAAGGUCGUGUCGCUCGCAGGCAAUUUACACUGCGAUCUUUUUCAAACUCGUGCAAUAUCGUAAUUCGUGUUCACAAUAUAGCUAACUGCAUUUUCUGUUAAACUAUCAAGUGUAUGUUAUAUUUUCAAUUAUUUGAAGGGAUAUUCUGCAGUGUUUGUUUGCGUGAUCGCGCGUUUUGAAAACUUACGUAAAGCGGGGCAGCUAGAUUUUUGGCAGGCCGCCUACACGAUCACAUAAAUCCUGCAACUAUACAUGCAAUGGCUGAUCGGUGGAGGGUAGAUUAAUGGCGCGGUGACGCAGAAUGUGCCGCGCGCACAUCGCCGCUGUGUUGCGGCUCCUAGUUUUGGCUGGUGGAGCAUUCUUCGUAAACCCGUACACGAGCGAAGAGCGCAUUGAUCUCAACCAAGUAUGGGUCGAGAUACCCACGACCUUGGUCGCUUUGGGCGGGGACGUCCACAUUUACGUCCGUGGCGUGACCGCUGGCAGCUUGCGAGUGCGCCUCGCUCGAGAUGACGACGACGGACGCAGCCUCCUCGCCACCAUGCCCUUAGCUCUAGACGCGGAAAGCCGACUCACUCUACCCUGCGGCUACUUCUCUAGAGGAGGCAUUUACUACCUAGAAAUAGUCGCUGAUAAAGAAACCUUCCUCGACUUUGAAAACUCCACAAUCAACACCAUCAAAGUUAAGAGGGAUGUGACCGAUGGUGGAAUUAUGGAAACGGGAGACAGUGUGGUGAAAUCUUGGAAGUUCGAUGUUAUGUGGCCGACGGCUAGCUUGGACGUCACUCCGGAACAGAUUCAGACGUAUCCGGAGAGACAAGUGACUGCGAUCCUGGAGUUUCCGAAGGUGGUGUGCACUCCAGUGCAGACAAGUGCAGAUUUUUGGCUGGAACUCUUGUACUGUGGCCAUUCGAGCGGCGGUGCUGUAUUGUGCGAUGGCAAAAACGUCAGCUCGCAUGCUCAUGUGCUGUAUUCAGAACAGAUGUAUGGAUUCCCCGGCCGUAGGACUAUGACACUACGGUGUGAACACUUUGGCCAGGCGGGAGACUAUGCGCUUACCUUGCGACCAGCUGCCGCCGCCGGUCCUCAGGACCUAGCUGUGGCCUUUGUUAAAGCGGAUUGGUCAGACCAAUUCGUGCUGAACGUGCACGGUGGUUCCGUGUUCCCCUGCGGAGACGGGGUACGGGUCCUCUUCCAGUACCCCGAGUGUGUGCUGGAUGGAGCAGAUAGAGUGCGCGUGUUCGGGCGCGACGCGGAGCGACUGCGAUACGUGGCGGAGAGGCGCGUGAGACGCGGCCAACACACAGCCACAUUCGACUGUAGACUGUUCAGCGAACGAUAUCCGGAAUACUGUUUUGUGUACGUGUCGCAAGCUGUCACUGGCGCGGUCGCGGAUGUGCGGAUGGACUGUCUUCCCACGCUGCCUUUAUCAGAUGGUGGUGCUGGUGGAUGGGGGGAAUGGUCUCCCUGGUCAGCCUGUCCAGCUCCCGCACACUGCUCCACGCGUACGCGCAGCAGACAUCGGUUUUGCGACUCGCCUCCACCCGCAUACGGUGCUAAAUACUGCGAGGGCCAAGCAGUAGAAUUAGCAGCAUGCGAGUGUUCUGCUCGACCCUGGGCGGGAGACUCAUCAAUGGUAGUCGCAGAGAUCGGCGCGAGAUGUCGCUGCGGAUGUGUGCUUCACCUCGCUCCUAUUGCCAGACUCCUUGCGGGCUCCGCUAGGGUCUGUCCAGCUAGAUCCUUCUGGCUUCUGCAGGCUGAAGAAGGAUUGAUAGUGCGCGUGCGUUUCGAAGCAGUGCGCUUGCCCUGUGCAGGCCAGUCGCUCCGGGCCCGUAAUGGCGACUCCCUCGGAUCUCCUCUGCUAGCUUCUUGGGACGGACCUGACAGUGCUGCUGUGUCUGAAGACGUAGAAACAACGACGGACAGCAGUGGGAUGGUGGAAAUAGCUGGUGGGAGGCACAUCCUGAUUGAGCUGCGGUCAGCUGACACCAGCGAGAGGUGCACGGGAGGCUUUCUGGCGCAUGCCACACAGAUAGAGCCCAUACGCAACGCGUCCGCCGCGUGGGCGUCAGUCGCGAGCGCGGCGUGGUGGCGCGGCGGCGGGGGCGCGCGCGCUGCGGCCGCCGCGCUCGCCGCACUCGCUGCUAUAGCGGCGGUCCUGCUGGCGAUACAUUCCGCCCACCGCACCAGAGCGUACCAGCGCGCUGCUGAUAAGGAAUCGCUUACUGAUAGUGACGCAUGUUCAGCAUCACUGGAACUAGGAGCGACGUCAGGAUCUCGCAGCACAUUGCUGAGUGAGGUGGUGGGGGGUGUGUCGCUGCGGCGGCUCCUCCCCGCACGGAUGAGACACACGCGGCUCAGAGACGCUGACAGGAGUUCUGAGAUUGCGGACCAGAGGGACGAAGAUGAUAUUUCCGACGCGGAAGACGCAAUGAGCGUCGCCAGCGCGUGCAGUGCGGGGAGCCACGCCUCGCAAGCCACUGUGACGCCUGAGAACGUGUCAUCUAGCAGCGCGCCCGUCACCAGUGGCGCUAAAGCAUCUCCCCUGCGCCGCUCCCAUACUGUCUCCACGCAUGUUUCUGCCCAGCAGGUGAUGUCACCACAACAAGCGUCUACCAGCGAGGCGGUCACAGCAGAAAUCAGUACUAGCGUGACCAGUGUGAGCGAGCGGGACAGCUGCAGCGAGAAGGACCGAGACAGUAUAUGGGACAAGGAUAGAGAGAGUGUUGCAUCUUCUACUUCUGCUGCCACUUUAACUAACGGUUGGUACUCCCCAGCGUUAAGUGGGGUGUCCGCCGCCCGAGUGAGGGACAACGCCAAGCGCAGCAAGGAGACCUCCAACCGCCGGCUGCUGCGGUCGGACCUGAGCCUCACCUCGCACCCUGAGCUGGAGAUAGACUAUUACGACUACGAAGUCAAUAAUGCGGGUUCUGUUCCUGGCUCGUAUCUAGGAAUGGAUCCCGCUUUUUUAGUCUGGAUACCUCCUCUUGAAGAGGGGGACAUUAUGAGAGAGGUUGAUGACAACAAAGCUCCCAUAUAUGAGGAAAUCGUUCCAAAAGAGAUGCGACCUGACCCGGGUAGCAACUCAGAAUCGCCCGAAGACAGACCAGCUACCCUCAAACGGAACCCGGCUAACAGAUCCAACGAAUCCAUAAAGUCAAUGCGAAAAGUCAUAGACAGGAGCAGCGUCAUCCACCCAUUAAACUUUAGCAUUAGCGACUUGCAAAAUUCGCCGAAGCUUGGCAGAAAAAAUAAGAGAAAGAAAGGCGACAAUCCCGUGAACAUACCAAUGAAGGAACUCACGCUAAUGUCACCAGUGAAAGUGCAUAAAAAAUCCGAUGACUCGACCCUAAAAAGAGUAAUGGAAGGCAGAGAGAAGGACUCCACGUUGAAACGCAGCGAUUUUAAUGACAUUCGGUUUGCGGACGAUUCCUCUAAUGAGAUAAAAUUCGCGGACGACUCGCCCGAUAGCAAUAGAUUAGUUGAUAAAUUCGAUGUUAAAGUGUAAACGUUGAGUUCAUUGUGAUUGGAAAGUUUCCAAUUGUAGCUCAAUAAUAGCAAUUGAAUAUUGUUCACAAUUUAAUCAACCCAAGAGAACCUUGCUAACAUAAAAUUAAUAUCA